AUGAGGUGGGUCAUCAAGAGUGACCCUAGCCAGUUCUUAACCCCACUGCAGACGCAGACGACCCAACUUACCCGUCAAACUAGUUCUAGCUCGGUCUACACACUCGGCAGCACGACAUCCACAGUCAACGAGAGGCUCAUGUUCCCCAUAACUUUCAAUGCAGUCGGCGAUAUCGCGACUUUUGCUAGCCUGAUGUUCGACAUUGCUCGAGCGUUGAGUGAAACGCGCGGCUCCCCUUCCGAGUAUCGAGCGUUCACCGCAGAGCUGAGCUCGCUCCACGUUGUACUCACCUCCGUCACGCGUAUCGCAGAAUCCACCACCGAUAGUGCUCUACGAGCGGAGAUCGUGCGCGAGGUGAACCUCUGCAGCAACGACGUGCAACGGGCACUGAAGCGCAUAGUCAAGUUUUCUGCGCUCGGCCAGGAGAGCGGCACGGACCACCCGCUGUGCGUGAAGCUCAAAAGGCAGUGGUUCAAGCUAGAGUGGCGCUUUGGACAACGUCACAACGUGCGGGAGGUUCGCGCGGAGCUUUCACUGACGACGCAACGCCUUACGGCGUACCUGGUCAUAGUGAAUUCCGACGGCAUACAGAACCUCAAUGCCUCGCUCACCGACCACUUCGAUAUCAUGACUGCACGCAUCUGCACAUCACUGAUGCACCGAUUCGCCAUCACCGCCGCUCCGCGCACUUCUGAGCCAUGCAGCAUCCGACAUAGCGAUGCUGCUGUCCUCGUCGGCGAUCUACAGCGCACCUCCCAGAGAGUAUACCCUGACUCUCGUGGUGGAAGACACACCCUAGAUACCAGCAAAGCGGUGGCCGUGGGUCUAUUGUGUGUUGCGAUUUGCACUAUGUGCGAUACGUCACACAGCAUUCACACAGCAUUGCUCUUUGCUGCAGUCGGGAUCUUGUUGCGCGGCAUCAUGCGGGACAACCGUAUCAUUGCGCCCGUGGUAGGGUAUACCCACUCUAACUCGAUGACCUUGCACGAUGCCCUUGGUCAACGGCUCGUACUACCUCUUGAACUAUGCGCAACGCACGACGCAUUCCAUGCGACGCUCGUCAACAUGUUCAAGGAUAUGGACGGCCAUUGGUUCAUCGACGCGCAAAGGUAUACGAUCACCCGCGUAGACAACACUUGUCCGAUCCGAGCGUGUGAUUGGGCGCUAUCCGUCAAAUCUGGGGCAGAGGUUGAGAUGAGCGUCUUUGUGCAAUGGGGUGGGUUUCCGUGCAGCAUUCUCUGUCCUGCAUGCCUAGUUGUGAUCGAGAGAGAGGUCUGCGUCAACGAAGCCGAAUGUGGCGAAUGUGGGAGAACACUGACAAGAGCCACAAGCGCGUCCGCAGGGCGGAGUAUCCUCGGGAGCACCUCACAAGUAUCUCAGCCGUCUGUGAACGAAGACGGUCGGGGUCGAUCCUCGCAAACGAGGCAAGAAGAGGCGACAGGUGAAGAGCAAGACAAGGAGGCGAACCGUAAGCGCCGCCUCCACGAGGGCAAUCAAUCGACGCUGGGCUUGAGUUGGAGAUCGCAGAUACGGCAAUUCAGGCGCAUCCAGAUCCAGGAAACCGAGGGGCUUGAACUUGCAAGCCUCGACGAUCCCGUUGUGCCUUCGACAGACCGCCGCGAGUUCCUCACUGCAGCUGAAAACGGCCACUAUCCCCUGGUCAGCGCUCUUAUUCAGAGAGGAAUGGACGUCAACGUACAAGGGCGGACUGGGUAUACCGCGCUUCAUCUUGCGUCCUACAACGGGCAUACCGAUGUCGUGGAGCUUUUGCUUGAUCAAGGUGCUUCCGUCGACGCGGCCACGAAGGACGACAUAACACCAUUCGCAUGCACAGUCGCGCGAGGCCAUCUGGAGGUCUCUACGUUACUUCUCGCGAGAGGCGCGAUCGUCAAUGCACCGCAGCCAAUGCAGGUCGUCGCGUUAUACGCGGCCGCGGGGGCCAACAACAUCGACGUUGCUCGGAUGUUGCUUCGCCUCGGUGUUGACGCCAAUGCGUGCAUUGGCAAACACAUGGGCAGGACGGCUCUGCAUGCCGCGGUGUGGGCGAAGAGUAGUAGGAUGGUCGAAGUACUCUUGCAGCACGGUGCUGAUGUGAAUGCUUGCUCGUCCGAUGGACAUACGCCACUCUCGAUCGCAAGGCGCGACCCGGGGGACGCGCUGAUUGAGUCGCUUCUUUCGUUAUGA
This is a messenger RNA of Peniophora sp. CBMAI 1063, 2184 nucleotides long. The record is from the annotation of a GenBank genome assembly. Lineage: Eukaryota; Fungi; Basidiomycota; Agaricomycetes; Russulales; Peniophoraceae.